Messenger RNA from Nycticebus coucang (slow loris), 1778 nucleotides. RefSeq names its product calcium homeostasis modulator family member 4 (gene CALHM4). Gene Ontology annotation, molecular function: monoatomic cation channel activity. The transcript has 2 exons. The record is from RefSeq and is a predicted model, not a curated record. Bases 625 to 1575 code for a protein of 316 amino acids. Lineage: Eukaryota; Metazoa; Chordata; Mammalia; Primates; Lorisidae.
UUAAAGCAAAACCGUGAUACUCUGUUAAUACAAGCAGAUUUUAAAAUUUUAUGCAAAGUUGGAAUGUUUUUGUUGUGAUUCGGCUUUGGGGGCCCCUUAGCUUAUUCGUCUCUUUUGGGCUUGUCUGGCAGAAGCUUCAGUUUAGGAACAUUCCAGCCAGCCUAAAUUUUGCAUUGCUCUAAUAUUUGAUAAUUUUCAUCAUUCCCUGUAUUUUAUUUUUAUGGUGACAAACUCCUGGUCUAGUCCAAGAAUAAGAACGUCUCUGUUUUGCUUCCAAUGCUCUAUUUGCUGGUGCUCAGCAUUCUGUGACGUAGAAAGAUCGGGGCAGUUGGUUUAUAAGCCAGCAUCCUCCUCCUCCAGGGGAAAGAUACAGGCAGAGGUUUCCCCCUUCACACAUACAAGAGAUUUCUCUCCCUCACUUUCUUCCUGAUAUAAUAUGAAGUGCAUUUAUUAGCUCAAGGUUCACCAAGUACACAAGGAAGAUGCUAGAAUCCUUUAAACAUGUAAGGAUGCUGGGUCACAUGACACAACCAGUCAAACCAGUAAGAUCCCAUAAAGUGGGGACAGCUGGGGAGUACGGCCAUCAGAGGGGCCCUGAGCCGGCGUGUGUCAGAGCUUCCCACCAUGAGCCCGGCUCUCCACAGCGUCGCGUCUUCACUGCAGAGAAGCGGAACGUUUAUCAAUUCUUUAAUCGCAGCAUUGACUAUCGGUGGGCAACAAGUGUUCUCCUCCUUCACAUUCAGGUGUCCCUGCCAAGUGGGGAAAAAUGUCUUGUAUGGUUCUGCGUUCCUUGUCAUGCCUGCCCUGAUCCUCCUGGUGGCGGGCUACGCUCUGAGAAGGCAGACGUGGGCGAUCGCCGGGGAGCAUUGCUGCAGCUGCGCCCCCAGGCCCCGCAGGCUCAGCCCCCUGGAGCGCAGGCUGGCUUGCCUCGGCUGCCUCGGCGUCACUGGCCGGGCAGUUGUUGCUCCCCUGGCCUGGCUGGCAGCGACGCUGCUGACCGGCACCUACUACGAAUGCGCGGCCAGUCAGUUUGCCUCCGUGGACCAUUACCCGGUGUUUGCCAACAUCAGCGCCAGCAAACGAGAAGAGAUCUUGGCUGGGUUUCCGUGCUCCACGCCAGCGCCUUCUGACCUCCUCCUAGUGAGAGAUGAAAUAGUUCUUCUGCACAGAUACCAGUCACAAAUGCUGGGCUGGAUUUUGAUCACCUUGGCAACCAUCGCUGUUUUAGUCUCCUCCUGUCUGGCGAGAUGCUGCUCUCCCCUCACCUCUCUGCAGGACUACUACUGGAACAACCACCUCCAGAAUGAGAGACAGCUCUUCCAAGAGGCAGCAGAGCAGCACUCCAGGCUCCUCAUCAUGCAGCGGAUAAAGAAACUAUUUGGCUUCAUUCCCGGGAAUCAGGAUGUCACACACAUCCGUAUUCCUACAUGUCAGGACUGGAGAGAUAUUGCAGCACCCAGUCUUCUAUGCAUGGGUGAUUUCUUGCAAGGUGACUAUAGCUGCCUUGGAGACAGGGUGGAUGAGGAUAAUGAACAAGACACAGCGAGAGAUAUUGAAUUAAAACCUUCAUUGUAGCACCUUUCAUAAUUCAGGUUCUGUGACAGAUACUUGGUUAUUGAUCAAUGUAAGCUUUUCUCUCUCUUCUGACAUGUGUUUACGUAAGUCCACCUAAAAUGUUAUUUCCAAAAUCAAGUUACCUGGUAAGUGAGCCUGCCUCUCUCUGUGAAAUUUCACUGAUGGUCUGGUAAUGCCUAGAGUAUCACACUGGUCUAAUUAAA